Messenger RNA from Gongylonema pulchrum, 1911 nucleotides. Lineage: Eukaryota; Metazoa; Nematoda; Chromadorea; Rhabditida; Gongylonematidae. The record is from the annotation of a GenBank genome assembly.
AUGUUACGGGGAUGGAUGCGCCGGACGAUGGGCUGCCCGGGCACUCGGCACUACGGCUGGGGCGGACGAUUUGGCGCAAUUGUACCGGAUCUGGGAGACAAGAGGCCCACGUACAUCGUCGUCGGGGCCGGCUCGGCCGGAUGUGUUUUGGCCAACCGUCUAACCGAGAAUCCCGGGAAUCGUGUACUGCUGGUGGAGGCAGGCCCGCGCGAUCACAAAUGGAACUGGAAAUUUCACAUGCCAGCUGCCCUGAUGUACAACCUCUGCGACGACAAAUACAACUGGUUUUACUUUACGCAGCCCCAGAAGAACAUGAAUGGACGAACAAUCUAUUGGCCGCGUGGCCGUGUUUGGGGAGGUUCGUCCACAAUCAACGCGAUGGUGUAUGUUCGCGGUCAUCCGCUGGACUACGAUCGCUGGGAGCGGGAAGGGGCCAAGCGCUGGUCCUAUAAGGACGUAUUACCUUAUUUUAAGAAAGCCCAAACGCAUGAGCUGUCUAAGGGGCCCACUGAUCUUUAUCGUGGUUGGAAUGGUCCGUUGCAUGUAAUGCAAGGCAGAUGCGAAAACCCGUUACACAGGGCCUUCAUUGAAUCGGGAAAUUUGUAUGGUAUUGGUGUUGUGGACGAUAUGAACGGGUACAAACAGGAGGGGACUGCACCAAUGGAUCUUACUAUUUACAAGGGUUUGCGAUGGAGUACAUCAAGGGCUUACCUCUGGCCUGCACUGUCGCGACCGAAUCUACACGCAUCUUCAAACAUACUCUGCACUCGUAUAUUAUUCGAUGGCAAAAAAGCAAUUGGUAUCGAAUUUAUAAGAAAGAGUGGCCCGCUUUGCGAAGGCAUCGAUUCUUGGAAUCGCGAAAAAGUGUACUGCGAGGAAGGCGUGAUUCUUGCUGGUGGCGCAAUUAACACUCCACAGCUGAUGCUUCUGAGCGGGAUUGGACCGGCCGAUAACAUCAGAGCACACAGGAUUCCGCUGGUGCAGCACAUGCCAGGUGUUGGCAAUAAUCUGCAAGAUCAUCUCGAGGUCUACGUUCAGCAGGCACACAGGAUUCCGCUGGUGCAGCAUAUGCCAGGUGUUGGCAAUAAUCUGCAAGAUCAUCUCGAGGUCUACGUUCAGCAGAAAUGUACGAAACCGAUUACGCUGUACAAUCAUAGCUCAUGGCGUUUUCCGCAUAACAUGAUCAGGAUUGGCCUGCAGUGGUAUAUUUCGAAAACUGGCUUAGGCGCCAGCAGUCAUUUAGAAUCCGGUGGUUUCGUAAGAAGUACACCCAAGGUUCCUCAUCCGGAUAUCCAGUUCCAUUUUCUUCCUUCCACAGUACACGAUGACGGACGCAGUUGUGGAACUUGCCAUGCUUAUCAGGUACACGUUGGUCCAAUGCGUUCCAAGUCUUCCGGUACUAUAACACUUGCCAGUAAUGAUCCAAGGCGGCACCCACUUAUCAAUCCGAAUUAUUUGGAUUAUGAGGAGGACUAUAUUGAGUUCCGGCAUGCCAUACGAAUUGCAAGAGCGCUUCUGAGUCAGAAAAGUUUCGACGAAUAUCGCGAUGAUGAGUUACAGCCGGGAGCAAACUGUCAAAGCGAUAAGCAGAUUGAUGAAUUUGUUCGAAAAGAAGCAGCAUCUGCCUACCAUCCGUCAUGUACUUGCAAAAUGGGAAAUGAAUCCGAUCGGUUCGCCGUAGUAAAUCCAGAAACGAUGGGCGUCUAUGGGAUUGACAACCUUUACGUGGCCGAUGCAUCAGCAAUGCCAUCAAUUGUGAGCGGGAAUUUGAAUGCGCCUGUUAUAAUGCUGGCUGAGAGAGCUGCGGAUUUGAUACAGAAGAAAACACCGUUGGCUGCUGAAAUUGUACCAGUCUGGUCGCCGUAUGAGGAAAAUACACAGAAACGAAUUUCCACUGGUGCUAGGCUGUGA